UCCAUGGUAUAUCAAUACGUUAAAAGUGGCGUGUUGCUUUUUUAAUUCCAAAUGCGGAACCACCGUCUAUGCCACCUGUUUCCCACCGCACCGAAUAUCACAUGGGACAAUAUGUAGGCAAGAUAAUAGAUAGACGAUACCGUGGAUGACAGAUGUGAUGUAUUCAUAGAUAAAAUAAGUACCCUGGAUAUUGACCAUGCUGGAAAACUCUCCCUCUCCUCUGCCUGAGAGGGCCAUUUAUGGGUUUGUUCUUUUCCUCGGCUCACAGUUUGGCUUCUUUCUGUACUGCCUUUGGGCUUUCAUACCAGAGGAGUGGCUUCAUUCAAUAGGGCUCACUUACUGGCCUCAAAAAUAUUGGGCUCUUGCGGUGCCAAUCUACCUGCUGGUUGCAUUAAUGAUCUUUGUGCUGUUGCUGUUCGGAGUGAACAUGAACAACACGGCUCCACUCGACUCCCUGGACAACAUCACAGAUAUGUACGCUCGAGGCCAGAGGACAGACGGCUACCGCAAGGGGGGAAUAUCCAGACUGAAAGAUGUUUCCAUUAGUGAAGUCAACAAAAUGUUCUACUUGUCACCCAAAUGAUUAAAAAAAAGCGAUUUUGGUUGGAGGCAGAGUAGAAGAGAAGAGAAGCUGCUGGGGAUUUAUUGUAAUGUCACUGUUUACUCCUUGUUUAUAAAAGAAGAAUUGUGCUUUAUUUAUUUAUCCAGGAACACUGCAACAUGGGGCAGAGGUAUACUGAAUUAACUGACUUUUUACUGAUACGUCACGCCGCUGUAUCGGACAAAGUUAUUUUGUGUGUGUGUAUGUGUGUGUUUGUGCUUUUUUACUGUGAUAUGCUAAAUGUGUAACAAAAUCCCGUUUGUCAGCGUAACUUGUCCCUUGGAUUAAAGGGUAGCAUAUGAUUAUUUUCAAUAAAUUACAGACACUGCAUAUAUAUGUCAAUGUUU
Messenger RNA from Xiphias gladius (swordfish), 948 nucleotides. It is a transcript of the gene pigp, whose product is annotated as phosphatidylinositol glycan anchor biosynthesis, class P. The record is from RefSeq and is a predicted model, not a curated record. Gene Ontology annotation, molecular function: phosphatidylinositol N-acetylglucosaminyltransferase activity. The transcript has 5 exons. Gene Ontology annotation, biological process: GPI anchor biosynthetic process. Bases 197 to 583 code for a protein of 128 amino acids. Lineage: Eukaryota; Metazoa; Chordata; Actinopteri; Istiophoriformes; Xiphiidae.